AUGAAAACCGAUCGCGGCUCAGCAGCGGCCGUGGACGGCGAGGCCUGCUGCACAUGCGCGAAGCUCCUCGCCUCUGUCCCCCGACACAGCGCCGCCACCGAGAAGCCACUCCCGGACGACAGGCGACCCGAGUGCUGCUCUCGAGUCAUCUGCGGAAACUGCAUCCACAACAACCCCCGUUUCGCAUCCUACUGCCCGUACUGCCAGACCUCCUCGGCGCCCUCUGUGCUACCCCCGAACCUCAGGGACCCGCCGUCGUACAGCUCCUUCCCGCCGACGCACCACCUCUCCUCCGGCGCUCCGGCGGCCCCGCCUCCGCCGUACGCGCCCAGCGCCGCCGACGCACCUCUGGACGAAAAGAGCGGCGGCUGUGCCCCGUCGUCGUCGUCCUCGACCGCGACGCCGCCCGAGGACACCCUCCACUUUCUGGACCACGAGCACGACACCAUCGCCUCGCUGUCCCUCCGUUACGGCGUGCCCGCCGCCGUCCUCCGCCGCGCCAACAACAUCGCCAGCGACCACCUCUUGCAGGGCCGCCGGACGAUCCUCAUCCCGGGCGAAUACUACGCCGCCGGCGUGAGCCUGUCGCCGCGCCCCGUCGAGGGUGAGGAAGAGGAGCUGCGCAAGAGCCGCAUCCGCCGCUUCAUGACCGGGUGCAAGGUCUCCGACUACGACGUCGCCGUGCUGUAUCUCGAGCAGGUCGGCUACGACCUCGCUGCGGCGAUGGAGGCCUACCUGGACGAUGAGGCUUGGGAGAGGAACAACCCCGUGCAAGAGGGCGGAAAGAGGAAGAAGAGCAAAGCCGCACCGCGUGAUCGCGGGCCCUUUUGGAGGGGCUCUGCGUGA
Messenger RNA from Colletotrichum graminicola M1.001, 846 nucleotides. RefSeq lists its product as uncharacterized. The transcript is spliced from 2 exons. Lineage: Eukaryota; Fungi; Ascomycota; Sordariomycetes; Glomerellales; Glomerellaceae. The record is from RefSeq and is a predicted model, not a curated record. The coding region runs from base 1 to 846 and encodes 281 amino acids.